AUGGGGCUGUCCAAGUCGAACAGGAUUAUCAUCCUGUUGGUCAUUGAUACCGUCUUUUUCCUGCUGGAGCUGACUGUCGGUUAUGCCGUUCAUUCACUCGCCCUCGUUGCUGACUCGUUUCACAUGCUGAAUGAUGUGAUUUCGUUGAUUGUCGGAUUGUGGGCUGUCAAGGUCGCCAACCAGGAAUCCAACUCGAAAACCUUCACCUAUGGCUGGCAACGUGCCGAGACCCUGGGUGCCCUGGUCAACGGCGUUUUCCUGGUCGCACUGUGCAUGUCGAUUUUCCUCGAAGCAGUCCAACGCCUUUUCGAGCCACAGGAAGUGAAGAAACCUGCAAUGGUCAUGGUUGUUGGCUGUGCUGGCCUGGUGUCCAACAUCGUCGGCCUCCUGCUUUUCCACGAACACUCGCACGGUCCCGGUGGACAUGCCCACGAACAUGCACACGGCGCAGAAGCUGACAUGGAGGACGGACAUGCCUACGAGCAGACGACGCAGAAGAUGGCCGAUGAGAGGAACACUGUUGCGAGUAUAAUGCCGGAGAACGUGGUUGGUGUCCAUCGUGCAGAUGAGCCUGAUGUCGGCGAACGGCCGCAGAUCAUAGGCACUGGUGACAGCGCCCCAGGCUCUCCCUCGACAUCGCGCAGAAAUCGACAGCAAGAAACCAGUGCCAACCGCCGUUCUCGUGGUUACAGUACUUCAAAGCAACGCGGGUUUGGUGGCCUGGAGGAGAUUCAAGUGCAUCCCGCUGAGCGCUAUCAGACCAUCCUGUCGGCUGGACAAUCUGACAGCGAGUCGACCAUCGAGUCAGACGCUGCCCAAGAUGAAGAAGGCCCGGUUACUGAGCAAACUAGUUUGCUAGGAGGCAAGGACCGACAGACACUCGGCUAUACCAACGGACAUGACCACAAGGCAUCUAAAGUACCUCAAGACGAUUCGCACCGCCAUCACAACCAUGCCCAGCCACAAUCGGACAAAAAGGGCCAUGGCCACGGACAUUCGCAUGGCGACCUCAAUAUGAAAGGCGUCUUUUUGCACGUCUUGGGCGACGCUCUUGGCAACAUCGGGGUUAUCGCGUCCGCGCUGAUCAUCUGGCUGACCGAUUACUCGUGGCGAUACUACGUUGACCCUGGCAUUUCGCUGAUCAUCACCAUCAUUAUCCUCUGCUCGGCGCUUCCACUCUGUAAGGCCGCCUCCAGAAUUCUUCUACAGGCCGUGCCUACCGGUAUGAGCAUCGAUCACAUCCAAGAAGACAUCAACAGCAUCCGUGGUGUCGUCAGCUCGCACCAUCUGCACGUCUGGCAGCUCAGCGAUACCAAACUGGUUGCCUCGAUCCACGUCCAAGUGGGCAGCGAGAUUAAAGACGAAGGAUCCGAUAGCUACAUGAAGCUCGCCAAGGAAAUUCGCCGCUGUCUGCAUGCCUAUGGCAUCCACUCGUCCACCAUCCAGCCCGAAUUCAUCACAACCGACCUGGAAUUUUUUGGUCAACAGCAACCCCCUCCGUCGAACGCCAACGGCUCUGAUUCGAACAACAACAAAAACAACCAGAAUUCGAGCAGUGCCAGCAGCGUUCUCGAGGGCAGUGCUUGUCUGUUGGAAUGCGGUGAUGAGUGCCCCGACAAACAAUGCUGCCCUACCAAGUAA
Molecule: messenger RNA, 1641 nt
Organism: Talaromyces rugulosus
Lineage: Eukaryota; Fungi; Ascomycota; Eurotiomycetes; Eurotiales; Trichocomaceae
Exons: 4
Coding region: 1-1641 (546 amino acids)
Biological process (GO): intracellular zinc ion homeostasis; zinc ion transmembrane transport
Cellular component (GO): membrane
Molecular function (GO): zinc ion transmembrane transporter activity
Source: RefSeq, a predicted model, not a curated record